Molecule: messenger RNA, 2679 nt
Organism: Macrosiphum euphorbiae (potato aphid)
Lineage: Eukaryota; Metazoa; Arthropoda; Insecta; Hemiptera; Aphididae
Source: the annotation of a GenBank genome assembly
AUGGAUAAAAAACGUAAAGGCGGUGCACAAAAACAAAGAGAAAAGAAAAAUAAAUUACUAAUUUCAGAAGCGUCAAAAUGCAAAAAUUUAGAUUCAUAUUUUACUUCUUCAAAAAAUAUUAAUAUUAUAUCAAAUAAUUCUCUAGCCUCAGCCAAUUCUCAUUUAAAUCAAAACACCGGGAUUAUUUCAAAUGAAAAUUUUAAAAAUGUUUCUAGCAUAACCGUUGAUCAAUAUUCAAAAGAUCAAGCAAGUACUUCUUCAUCCGACACAAAUCUUGAUACCAUCGUUAAGCCUAUUAAAUGUAAUACCGAAAAUGAAGUAUAUAUUUCUAAUAAUAUAUCUAAAAAUAUUGAGAAAACUUAUGAUAACUCAUCAAUUUUUUUUUGUACUCCAUUACCAAAUGAAAGAAAUCAAUUUUUUGAAUACCACCCAAUUCAGCCAUUUCAAGAUAUGUUACCAUUCAACCCUAGGUUAGUUUUUCAACGUAAAGAUGGUUCAAAUCGUCAAUGGUUGACUUUUUCUCAUGAAAAAAAAACACUUUUUUGUACAUGUUGCUUAGCGUAUGGUGAUGCGAAUGAGAAAAACUGUCUUGUUACGGGUGUAUCUGAAUUUAAUCCGAAACAUUUGUACUCUACUUUAGAACGACAUGAAAAUAGUCAACAGCAUAGAAAUAAUACUGAAGCUUACUUUUUGAAUUUUAAUAAAGCAGAUAUAAAAAAUCUAAUUUUUGUAAAGCAAACAUCAUUGAAACAGCUUGAAGUACAAAAAAAUAGGGAAAUAUUGGAACGAAUUAUAGAAACUAUAAAAACAAUAGGAAAAAGAGGAUUAAGUUUUCGCGGUAAACGACACGAAGCUGCAUAUAGCUUAACAGAUGAAACUUUAGACCAUGGUACUUUCCUUGAAAUACUUAUACUCUUAGGUAAAUUUGAUCCCAUAUUAAAAAAUCAUUUGGAUCAUGUAGCUUUAAAAAGUAAAAAAGCCCACCAAAAAAAGAAAACUGGCAGAGGUAGUUUAGUAACUUUUUUUUCUAAAACAACCAUCAAUUCAAUUAUACAGAUAAUUUGUCAAAUAAUGAGACAAAACAUUGUUAAUGAAAUUAAAAGUGCUGGGAUGUUUUCUAUACAAAUUGAUACAACGCAAGAUGUGAAAGUUGAAGAUCAAUGCUCAAUUAUCAUCAGGUAUCUAACCGACUCGGUUAAAGAAAGACUAAUAGCGGUGACAAAUGUAAAAUCAUCUACAGGAGAAUCUAUGUUCCAAUUAGUCAAAGAAACUUUGGAAAUAAAUGGUGUUGAUUUAAAGUAUUGUAUUGGGUCUUCUACAGAUGGUGCAUCAAACAUGCAAGGGCGCUAUAAAGGAUUUUCUAAGUAUUUGUCAGAUGAAAAUCCAUCUCAGUUGCAUGUAUGGUGCUAUGCACAUUGUUUAAAUUUAGUUAUGAUUGAUGUGACAGAAAUAACUAUUGAAAGUGUCAAGUUUUUUAGUCUUCUUAAUGAAUGUGCUAAUUUUUUAAGAGAAUCCUAUAAAAGAAUGGAUGUGUGGAAAGAAUUAUGUGGAAACAACAAACGAUUAGCAAAAGCAGGAGAUACAAGGUGGUGGUCUAAAGAAUCGUCGAUUACAACUAUUUUUGGCCACUUCGGUAUGCCUGAAAGUGCAUUAUAUGUUGUAUUAAUUUCAGUUAUGUCUAAAAUUGCAAAUUCUGAUAAGUUUAAUCGAGAAACACGAUAUAAAGCUAUUACAUUAAAGGACUCUUUUUUAAAAUAUAGUUUUGUGAUGACAUCACAAUUAUACUUACGAAUAUUUGAGCGUAUUUCACCAUUGUCCAAGUAUUUGCAAACAAGUGGAAUGGACUUAGUUCAAGCAUAUAGGAUGGUUUCUAGUACUAUAACAUACUUACAAGAAAUAUCUAGAGAUUUUCAAAGAGUAAAAGAAGCUACUGAUUCAUUUAUAGUAUGGGCAGAAAAAGAGUUGGAAGAAGUAGAUUGUGACGAAAUUCUUGAAUCACAGUUCCCAGAUGAAAGUUCGGUUCGUCGUAAAAUUAAAAAAAAAAUGCCAGGUGAGGUAUCAAGAGACCAACUUAUAAUAAAUCCACUUGAAAAAUUCAAAAUAACUGUACACAAUAUAGUUUUGGACACAAUUAUCAAUAAACUUAAUGAACGAUUUACAAAACAUGGCUCAUUAUACUCAGAUUUAUCUCUUUUAGAUCCAACCAAUUUUAAAGAUAUAAAUGAUACUAUGUCUAAAAAAGCAUUUACACGUUUAAGUGAUUUAAUCAUUUUCUUUGACAAAACUGCUACUCCAGAAAACUUGCGACAUGAAUUGUUUGAUUUUAAAGAAAAGUGGCCAUCUAUAAAAUAUACCGUGCCUGAGAGUUAUGACAAAAAUGUAGACGAUUAUUCUGAUGAAAGUUCUUAUGAAUCCGACUCAGAAUCUAUAAAGAACCAACUUAUUUUACAAGGUACACAUGAGGAAAAAUGUACAAAUUCUAAUCAGUUUUGUAAAAACUGUCCAGUCUGUUGUUAUAUAGUUAUUUCUAAAAUUCGUAAUUCAUUAAGUCAAGAUCAUCUUCAAGCAUUUAUGCUCAUGGCUAUCGAAAAAAAAACUCUUAUAGAAGUCGGAAAUGAAGAAGUCAAAGAUAAACUUGCUAAGAGCAGCCCCUUAAUGUCUAAACUUUUAUUACAUUAA